ACCUUCCCUUGCCAUGCUAUCAAGUUCUGCUCUUUGCACGGCACGAUUCUUUGUUUUUGUUUCUAUUACUAAGCUACCUAAUUUGGACUAAUUGGUGUGACAAUCACGCUGUUACAGGAUUCGAAACCCCUAGGCUACAGCCUCUACGUGUGCGUUAAACUCCACCUCCACCUCCACAUUCCUUCCUCCACUCCUUCCCGAAACAAUGCGAGACACCGCGGCCUCUCGCAAGUACAUCGAUCUCAUUCGCGGGGCGUCGUCCAAGUGGGCAAACUGGGAUCCACCAACGAAAAUUAAGGUGGGGGAUUAUGGGAAAAUUGAUAGUGAAUCUGGAGAGCUUGACGUGGAAGGGAAUAUCUACGAAGAAGCGUUCCAAGAGUCACUAAACAAGCAAGGCUUGAAGAUCGACCUAUCUGAUGUAUUGUGUCAGCCUAAGAAAGGCGGACUCGGCGACGACAUCAUCUUGACAUCUUCGGGCGUCAAACGGGGAGAUUUGUCGAUGAAGCCAGAAGUCUCAUUCCUCAACCUGGCCUCUACCUCCGUCAAGGCCGAGUUUCAAUUUCAGGAAGGCAAGCGAGGCGCCGUCCUUAUAAUGCACAAGCCCCAGCAGGAAUUUAUUCCACCGGGCAAGGUUCUGAAUCUUGUCCACAACGCAACCGAGCUGUAUGACAAAUACCUUGUCACCAGCACGUUCACGUGCCCAGGAUAUUUUAUCUAUAUGUCUAACAAGUCCGGAGAGAGAAUAGCAGUGGGGCUUACCACCAGCGCACCGAUUCUAGCUGCAGGAGGCCUGACUGCUGGCGCAACAGCUUCCGUGGAUUGGUGGACUGAUGCUCAAGCAGCAUUCCUCCGAAAAGCGUUUGACAAGGCUGGACAAUACCGCUUCACGCCACUGUACACCCUGAACCGACAAAAUAAUCUUAUACGGCGAUUAUUUCGCGGGGAAGUGGAAGAGGAAACAGAAGAUGAUUUGUGGCCUGAUUGUACGACACCAUGGCAGCCUCUUGAUGAAGACGGAGUCGAAGAUCCAGUGUGGGAGGACGUACGUCACUGAAGCCUUGCUCAUUCCUUCUAUUAAUCUAGGCUCAUGAUUUAUCUUUCAGAACGAUGAAGAUUUUGCUCCCCGAUCUCCUGUAGAGGACAGUUUCCCAUUCACAUGACAUGAUAUCGUCUGUGGUUUGGUUUAUCUCCGUGACACCGUUUGGAUGACCGGUUUAUUUCUAGAUCUGCGCUGGCUGUAUACGUGUCUGUACUAUCUCUCUCUGACAUAUGUAAACCAUGCAAUAUAAUACAUAUACUCCGACUAUUCUCACCAAGCG
Suillus clintonianus is the source of this 1319-nucleotide messenger RNA. RefSeq lists its product as uncharacterized. The record is from RefSeq and is a predicted model, not a curated record. Bases 206 to 1054 code for a protein of 282 amino acids. The transcript has 5 exons. NCBI's taxonomy places the organism in Eukaryota, Fungi, Basidiomycota, Agaricomycetes, Boletales, Suillaceae.